AUGAAAGCUCUGUCACUUCGAAGGGGACUUGUCGCUCGUGCUUCCGCGGUGGCGUACACUAGCCAAUGCUGGUGCUCUACUGACGCCAAGUCUGAGAAACGUGCUGAGGAGAAAGAAGCACCAUCGACUGGCACCGAGGAGGUUGUGUCCGCUGCCGCUGUCAAGCAGCUGGAGAAAGAGCUUGAUGCGUCCAAGGCCAAGAUUGAGGAACUCAAGAAGGAGAUUCUGUACCGCGCAGCAGAUGCUGAAAACGCGCGCCGCAUCGGUCGCGAGGACGUGGAGAAGGCCAAGUUUUACGGGAUCAGCUCAUUCGGUAAGGAUAUGCUGGAAGUUGCAGACACGCUUGAGAAGGGUGUGGAGGCGUUUUCUGCCUUUUCAGAGGCUGAGCUGAAUGAAAACAAGAUUCUGUGCUCCAUUUUCACUGGCGUCAAGCUCUCGCACAAAGUUCUCCUCAAGAACCUCAGCAAACACGGCAUUGAGAAGAUGGGCGUCACGGUAGGUACAAAGUUCGACCCCAACUUGCAUGAUGCGCUUGUGAGCACUUCGGCCACUGAGACGGCUCCUGCCGACACAAUCUCCAAUGUUUUGAAGGAUGGUUACACUCUCAAGAGCCGUGUUCUUCGCGCAGCUCAGGUCAGUGUUUCUCAACAUCCGUAA
Molecule: messenger RNA, 657 nt
Organism: Leishmania major strain Friedlin
Lineage: Eukaryota; Euglenozoa; Kinetoplastea; Trypanosomatida; Trypanosomatidae
Product: putative co-chaperone GrpE
Exons: 1
Coding region: 1-657 (218 amino acids)
Biological process (GO): protein folding; protein import into mitochondrial matrix
Cellular component (GO): PAM complex, Tim23 associated import motor
Molecular function (GO): protein-folding chaperone binding; protein homodimerization activity; adenyl-nucleotide exchange factor activity
Source: RefSeq, a predicted model, not a curated record